Molecule: messenger RNA, 1196 nt
Organism: Solanum pennellii
Lineage: Eukaryota; Viridiplantae; Streptophyta; Magnoliopsida; Solanales; Solanaceae
Product: polyneuridine-aldehyde esterase-like
Exons: 3
Coding region: 180-977 (265 amino acids)
Biological process (GO): jasmonic acid metabolic process; salicylic acid metabolic process
Molecular function (GO): methyl indole-3-acetate esterase activity; methyl salicylate esterase activity; methyl jasmonate esterase activity
Source: RefSeq, a predicted model, not a curated record
UUAAUAUUAUCUCCAUCAUUGAUUCUAAUCAUUUUUCCACCAUACACAUGAAUGAAAGUGAUGUCAUAUAUAGUGCACUAAUGAGAAUUAAUCACAUAUAUAGUGCACUAAAUCCCAAUAGAAAACACCAAUUCCAAAAGAAGUAAGGUUUAUUCAAACUUUGUGGUAGUUGUUCAAAAAUGGAGAAAAGCACGUCGCCAUUUGUUAAGAAGCACUUUGUGCUAGUUCAUACUGGAUUCCACGGAGCGUGGUGCUGGUACAAGAUUGUGGCAUUGAUGAGAUCUUCAGGCCAUAAUGUCACAGCUCUUGACUUGGGCGCUUCAGGGAUCAACCCGAAACAGGCCCUUGAAAUCCCAAAUUUUUCUGAUUACUUGAGUCCGCUAAUGGAGUUCAUGGCUUCACUCCCUGCAAAUGAAAAAAUAAUUCUCGUAGGUCAUGCCUUAGGUGGACUCGCCAUUUCUAAAGCCAUGGAGACCUUUCCAGAAAAGAUUUCAGUUGCUGUAUUUCUCAGUGGUCUAAUGCCUGGUCCAAAUAUCGAUGCAACCACCGUCUACAAUAAGGCAGCUAGUGCAGUGAUAGGUCAACUGGAUAAUUGUGUUACAUACGAAAAUGGACCAACGAAUCCUCCAACCACUCUCAUCGCAGGUCCCAAGUUCUUGGCAACUAAUGUUUACCAUCUGAGCCCAAUUGAGGAUUUGGCGCUGGCCACUGCACUAGUGAGGCCAUUUUAUUUAUAUCUCGCGGAAGAUAUUUCUAAGGAGAUAGUUCUUUCAAGCAAAAGAUAUGGAUCCGUUAAGCGAGUGUUCAUUGUUGCUUCUGAAAAUGAUGCCUUCAAGAAGGAAUUUCUAGAAUUGAUGAUUGAAAAGAAUCCACCUGAUGAAGUGAAAGAGAUCGAGGGGUCUGACCACGUGACCAUGAUGUCUAAGCCCCAACAACUUUUUACUACUCUUCUGAGCAUCGCUAACAAGUAUAAAUAAAGAGCUAUUAGGAUCUUCUUCACUGGCAUAGAAAAGUUCAGUAAGCCGAGAUAUCUGGACAAACAAAUAAAGUUUGAGGGGACAAUUAUCACUUAUAAUAUGUCAUCAUAUGUCAAAUCUAUUUCAUUAGAAAACAAGAUAUUUACUCAAAUAUUGUAUGACUAAAAAGCUCACUUGUUCCCCCCAGUAAAUAUAAUAAGAAUAACCUAUUCCUUCUAA